UGAAGCCACAAGUUCCUCACGCUCUGACUCACGGGAGCGCGCUUCAGAGAGUCAGAGUGUGCACGUCGUUCAGUCUUAAUUGCAAAAGGUGAUUUUAAAAAAGGAGAAAAGAAGACGCAACGCAACCGCCUCCGUGAAAGAUGUGCUGCUGGUUCACGUGCGCGCUCCUCCUCCUGGGGCUCUCCGCGACGCGCAGCGGCGCGCCGGUGGAUUUUGGAGCAGAGUCCGAGUCCGGCUCCGGGACCCUCCAGACAGACGAGGUGGACGUUCUGCAGGAGUUUUCCCUCCAGCUGUCCGACGGCAGCAACGCCUCCAUCGCUGAGGACGGCAGCAGGUGUGCAUUCCUCCAGGUGGGGCAGUACUCCACCUUGGCUCUGCCUCUUCGGCAGCUCCUCGCUGACGGCUUUGCCGAUGAGUUCAGUGUCCUGGUGCAGCUGAGGAGCCCUCAGAGCGCCGAGCACAGCGUCUUCACGGCGCUCGGCGCCGACGGCCACGUGGCGCUGCAGCUGCGGAUCAGCGGCCACGCCGUCACCUUCAGAGGAACACAGCAGCGGCACUACGAGUUCCCCGUGGCCGGCCUGUCGGAUGGGAAGUGGCACCGCGUGGCCGUCAGCGUGUCCGCCGAGCGGCUGGCGCUGUACGUGGACUGCUCUCUGCUGGAGAGCGUGGACUGGGUCCACCGGGGCGCCGGGGUCAGAACCGAUGGCGGCCUGCUCGUCAUCGGAGGCGUCGUCGAGGGCUCCGAGACGCCGUUUGAGGGUCACCUCGGACAGCUGAGCCUCCUGAUGGGCGACCCGGACGCCGCCCGGCGACACUGCAGCCACCACCCGCCACGCUGUAGAGGGACCGCCCCCAAGCCCCCCCGCUCGCCACGCACCCACAACGCCCUGGAGAAUCUCCUGCUGUCCUCAAAUGACCUGGAGGACCUGCUGGGGGAUCCCGAGGACCAGUCACCGCUGAGCUCUGCCAGACGUAAUGCAUUCCUGAGCCCAGGGAGUUCUCGAGGGGACGGAACGGUGCCUUCAGGAUCCAGUCGGAAAGGUUCAGGAGGUCGUGGGGAGGUCUUCGUGGUGGAAGAGGACACCGACUUGUUGGAUCCGAGCUUCCAAAAUGGCGGAGAAGUCAACUCUCAGUGGAAACCUUCCAGAAAUGGACUUAAGGGAAGCCAGAAGGAAAAGCCUGAACCGUCCUCUAAACAGCUGGAGGAGAACAUUACCACGGACAAGAAGGCGGACUCCGGCGGGAAGACGUCGUCGCUGUUCCCUGGAAAACCAUCCGGUGACGUCAUUGACCUGGACAAAGGAAAUGCCACGAAGAAAUCCUCAGUGAGAUUUUCUGUCCCAAAGGUCCCUUCAGAUCCUAAAACAUCCACAGCCUCUGGGACAUCUGCAAAGGCAGUAGUGGAGGAGGGGAGACCCGUCAUCAAGGUUAAACAGCCGGACAAGGAGCAGCCUGCCGUUGUCACCAUUGUAUCCAGAGAUGGAGACCUGGUCCUGGGCUCCAAUGGCCAAAUGUAUCGGCUUCAGAGUGGACCACCAGGCCGAAUGGGUCCCCCAGGGGAGGAAGGCUGUCGUGGUGAGCCUGGCCUGCUCGGGUUCAAAGGUGAUAAGGGUAAGUUGGGCCCUGAAGGGCGUUCAGGGAAAACGGGGAAGCCAGGACCCCCAGGACCGGCAGGUCUACCAUCCCUCUACCUGUGGAAGAACACCGCGGAGGAAUGGGCUGCCUUUCAGCAAACCAAUUUCUACCAGUUGCUGCGCGCCGGGUGGCCUAGUGAAGGAGGCCCUCCAGGACCACCCGGAGAGAACGGCAGUCCCGGCAUACAGGGGCCAGCUGGUGACGCUGGGGAGCGAGGACGACCAGGGACGCCUGGAGAGAUGGGCGAGUGGGGUCUCCGGGGGAUUCCCGGGAAAGGCGGGUCUCCGGGGAGAGACGGGGAGAACGGAGACGACGGUCAUCCCGGGUCAGCCGGCGCUCCUGGAUCACAGGGCCCGUGGGGAUACAGGGGAGAGCGAGGGUCCAAAGGGGAAAAAGGCGAUGAGGGUCUCAUCGGCCUCAAGGGUCCAAGAGGGGAGAUCGGGGAACCCGGUGAGCAGGGCUCUACUGGUUUACUGGGCCCACCCGGUGCCGUCAGACCACCAGGGCCUCGGGGGACUCGAGGUGGCUCCGGGCCAGAGGGGCCCAGUGGUCCUGAUGGGGACAGCGGGCUGGACGGGCCCCCAGGUCCGCCGGGGCCGACGGGCGCUGACGGUUUCACGGGAGGAAUCGGCGCUCAAGGAGUUACCGGCUCACGGGGGGACAUCGGCCCCGCUGGCAGUGUUGGUCCCAAAGGCUCACGGGGGCCCCCAGGUGUAGAGGGACAGGUGGGACCUCCAGGGCUCCGAGGGACCCAGGGACAUCCGGGCCUGAGCGGCGCCGCCGGACCCAAAGGAGAUCCUGGUCCUGUGGGGCCCGUGGGUGUCCGAGGGGAUGCCGGCUUUGAGGGUCCCGCGGGUGCUGCAGGGAGACCGGGCGCGAUGGGGUUCUCCGGGUUAACGGGCAACAGGGGACCGGACGGGGACAAGGGGGAUCCGGGACCCGACGGAGACAAAGGCAUUCCAGGGGCAGCCGGUAUUCGGGGUCCUCAGGGGGAGAGGGGCCCCAACGGCUUCCCAGGUUUCACGGGAUCAAAGGGCCAGUCUGGCCCCAAAGGCAUCGAGGGCACAAAUGGGGAAACUGGUCCCCAGGGUAAACAGGGCAGGCAGGGGUUAAAGGGAAACAGAGGACCGGACGGGCGCAGCGGCAAGCCGGGCCCCAGAGGGAUCAAGGGCCGGACCGGACCGAGGGGCCACUCUGGCCAACCGGGCCCAUCGGGUCCGCUGGGGCCACCUGGACCAGAGGGAGCAGAAGGAAAGCCUGGUACACAGGGUCCCUCGGGUGCAGCCGGCAGCGCGGGCAGUAAAGGACCAUCGGGUUUCCAAGGAAUAGCUGGAGGGAGAGCGGCCGACGGCCCCACGGGUUCCCCGGGUCCACCGGGGAAACCAGGACCUCCGGGACCACCAGGACUCUUGGGAGACAAGGGUUUCACAGGGAAGCCGGGCUUGGAGGGACCUCAGGGCCCAGUAGGCAUGGUACCCAGGGGACCGUCGGCAUGCGUGGACCUCCAGGGUUCACAGGAGAAAGGGGCGAGCCGGGUGUACGAGGUCUACCUGGGCCUGUUGGGAAGCCAGGACCUGCAGGUCAUCCAGGCACUUCUGGAGACAAGGGACCCCGGGGACCUCAGGGUCGGCCGGGAGAUGAGGGCUCCAAAGGGAUUCAGGGCCCUCCAGGCUCUGCAGGUCUCCCAGGUGGUGAUGGAACGGCUGGAAAACCGGGACCCAGGGGAAGCCAAGGGCCCCCAGGACCUCAGGGGCCACAGGGGCCUGCAGGAAUCCCAGGCCCUCAGGGAGCUGAUGGCUUGUUGGGAGCAGCCGGGGAAAGAGGACACAAGGGUUUACCCGGCUCGCUCGGUGACGCCGGCCCCACUGGACAAGACGGACAACAGGGUCUCUCAGGCCAAACAGGAAGUGAAGGCCUCCCCGGACAGAAAGGAGACCAGGGGGACCAAGGGUCUUGUGGGAAACUGGGUCCUCCCGGGCCCCCAGGAGAGAGAGGACUCCAGGGCUCCAAAGGCUCACAGGGGCCACCCGGAGCACAGGGUAAUGAGGGUGAUGUCGGGUAUCCCGGGGAAGUCGGAGAUCCCGGACUCAAAGGGGAGACGGGCCAGUUGGGACCUCCAGGUGUGUCCGGUCGAGAAGGCCCCUGGGGAGACCUGGGAGAAAAUGGCCCACGGGGCCUAAAGGGAGAAAAGGGCCACAUUGGACUCAUGGGUGAACCGGGGCUGGUGGGUGAAGUGGGACCGGCAGGUCUGGCGGGGUUAC
Molecule: messenger RNA, 3896 nt
Organism: Pseudoliparis swirei
Lineage: Eukaryota; Metazoa; Chordata; Actinopteri; Perciformes; Liparidae
Product: collagen alpha-3(V) chain-like
Exons: 46
Coding region: 141-3815 (1224 amino acids)
Source: RefSeq, a predicted model, not a curated record